AUGUCCCUGGGAGUCAAACAGCUAUGGAGAGUCUUGUCGAAUCCCAAUGGCGCUCGCGGGCUCUCCCUGAUUCCUAGGGAGUGUACCCCAGCACUAGCUAGAGCAGCUCCCACCAGCAGCAGAUCGACUCUUCGCGCCCUCCACAGCCAAGCGCCGUCGCUUCCCGACCAGUCUCAAUCUACCGACGCCGAGUUCGAGGCCAACGAUGUGCGCCGGCGGCAGCACACUACUACUGAGGUACACGACUCUGGCGAAAACCCCGUCCCCGCCGCGCAAACUCCAACAGAACCAUCACGAGCAUCACCACCACCACCACUACCACUACCCCGAGAAGAAGCUCAGGAACAAACUCAAACACAGGCUCGGGACGUCCAGGAUAAGCAGGAUGGUUUACCUCCGGUCAAAAAGGCCAAAACGGCCAAGUCGGCCAAACCUAAACGAGGCCGAGGCUCUGGCCUGGUCAACCGUUUGGCCAAGGUUCCUGUCCGCGCCCAUCCGGUGCUCGAAUCCGUCUUCGUCAGACCCGUCACCGAAUAUCCCGACCAGUACGAGACACGAGGGAGCGUAAGGACACACAUGAAGGAUAACCACCGUCAAAAGAUGGUCAUGGGAACGAGGGUACCUACCAAUCGAACGGACUGGCGCGCCGUUCUUCGUAAUCUCCUUCAAUCGACACCCAUGUACCUCCCCGAGCAGUUCGCCGACAACGUCAAGGUCAUCAUACCCCGCGAGACGGCGCCCCGGCUCUUGUCCGACAGCGAGUACAGUGUGUGGGAUAUUAAGUCUCGGACCAACUGCGGGAUGGUACUAUACAGGGCUGGGGACGCCGGUUAUGAGGAAGGGACUGAGGACCAGCACCCGUACCUGAUCAUCUGGGGCCAUCACCACUCGGUCAACACCGCCAUUGACGAGAUUUUGGGCGUGACAAGGAAGGUCACCAUCAUCUCCCGAACCGAAGGCACGGAGAAGGUACUAUGGAACGGCAAAGGGGACGGCAAAGACUUCUUCCUCCGUGCGCCCAUCGUGUUCGUUUCCGCCCACCGCACACCCUCUCAGCUGGCGCCUUACCACGUGAACAUCCGCGCCGACGAGUUUCCCAAACCCGAGGAAUGGACCCGCAAGACCUUUGAGGAAUACGUCGACGCCCUGAUCAAAUCCCGCAUGCCCUCCGCCCUGGCCUCCAAGCUCUACCCCGAACACGGCCGGCACGAAAUGGCCGUCAUCGAACAGCUUGUCGCUGUCUUCAACGACGAAGUCGCCGCCCAGUUCGUUACCAACGCGGCCUUCAAGAUGGCUCUGCACUACAUGACCCGCGGCGGCGAGACCUGGCGUCCCGAGGUGCUCUCCAUGUUCAACUACGCCCAGAGCGGACGCGUGCGACUGGACGUCGGAGUCUUCAACAUCCUCGCCGAAGCGGCCGUCAAGACCCGCUCGUUGUAUCGCUUUAGCGCAGUUUUGUACCUGUUGGUCACGCGCGGGUACCAGCCCAACCUACGCACCUGGAUUUUGUUCCUCCGCAUGUUCGAAGCCGAAGAGGUCAAGCGCUACGUUUUGCAAGCCAUGCACGACAGGGGGCUGUUCAACGCCCGCGGAGCGCUGCGCAUGGUCGCCGACGAGAUGGCGCCCCACGAUGCGUACCGCGCCGUUCAGCUGGGUUGGGACGUACCCACCUUCCUGGCCAAGCAGGACGAACUCUACGGCGCCAACAGGAAAUGGGUCUCCAUCGACGCGCUCAACAAGAUCUUCCACGUGUUUGGUUCCUACUCAAUGUUCGCCGAGAUCCGGCAGUUGCUCGAUCUAGUCUUCGCCGGCAAGCUGAUUGCGUACCCGGAUCACGUCACGGUCAAUACCAUUCUUGCGCACUGCAAGGCGCAGAAGAAACUGGAUUUGGCUGUCGAGUUCAUCCAGCUGUUUGAGAGUCACCGCGCCAAAAACAACGAAACCCCGCUGAAGCUGGAUAAUUUGGCCUGCGACAUACUCUUUGACCUGGCUCACUGGCAAAAGAAGCCGCAUGUGCUCAGCACAAUCUGGCGGUAUGCCCAUCUUGUGAACUCUACAACCUUCGAUAUGCGACAGAAGGGGACUAUCCUGUUGAAGAUGGACGCGGCGAAACUAAAGGAGGAGAAGUCGGUGAGGAGACUCAAACUGGGGGAUGAAGAGAGGGUGCAGUUUGUGAGAAACCUCUUACUGGGCGAGUUUAUUCAGGCCAAUGGUGGCGACGAGGUGUUUGGGAAGAUUAUUGCUGGUAUUGCCAAGGGAGAGCAGGAACACCAGCGAGAGAUGGAAGAGAUAGCCGAACAGGAAGAGGAUGAUGAUGACCGAAUACCGUCCACGUUAGGGGAUUGGUUCCAAUCUCAGUCCCUCCUGGACCCCUCCUCCAGCCCGACAAUACCCCCGUCAUCAUCAGCAGCAUCAUUACCUGCCUCUUCCUCCAACCCCGACCACAUCCGCAGCCGCAUCCCUCAGCCCAAAUCACAAUCCUCCAGUGAACCAGAAUCACCAACAUGGGGCAACAUCUACGGCUCCUUCCGAUCCUGGUCCUUCGCCUCCAAAUACCUCUACCUCGAACCCUCCGCACCCAUCGGUUCCCUCCUCCAGCAAGCCCUCGACCGCGACCGCGAGCUUCACUUGGCCCUCCGGACAGACGGGCUCGACAGGCAUGCAAUUGAAGAGCUAAUGAAGCCGGUCGAAAUUCCGACAAAGUUAAGAACCAAACCGGCAUUCGAGGAGGUGAAGAAGUUAUUUGAAAGAGAGGGAGAGGUAACAAAGAGGGCGGUUAAGAAGGGUGGGGUAAAAGAAGGGGAUCGGGAUGGAGAUGAAGAGGUGCAAGAAGCGAUGGCGCUUGGACCGGUGGAUGGGCAGACGUUGGAUAAGUGGUUGAAUGGUGGUGGUAGUGGUAAUGAGGUUGCUCCUGCUGCUGCUAAGAACGCCCAUGUCGACGAGACGGCGGCGGCGGCGGCGGCGGCUAAGCCCAAUCCUAGUUCUCUAUCGGACGAUUCGAAGAAGGUUGUAGUGGAAGAACAAAAACAAGAACAACAACAACCCACGGCCGCGGCUGCUACGGUUGGGGCUGAGGUUGAGGUUGAGGUCGAGGUCGAGGCUAAGGGGUCACCAGAAAACAAAGUACAAGAAGAAGCUCGUAAGAGGGCUGAAAAGGAGCCAAUGACGACGACAAGCAAAUCCAAGACACCACCGCCACCAUCACCAGCGCCAGCAUCAGCACCAGCACCAACACAACCGACGACAUCACCACUCACAACAUCAUCACCAACACAACCGACGACAUCACCAUUAUCAACAAAGACCCCCACAAAAUCACCAACCAAAGAGAGAAAGACAAAAGAAGAAGCCGCCAGUCUCAAACUACGAUUUCCGUCUUCGUCGUCAUCGUCGUCAGGCAAGCGAGUCAAGUGGGAGGAUCUAGCAGAUCUCUAA
Neurospora tetrasperma FGSC 2508 is the source of this 3435-nucleotide messenger RNA. RefSeq lists its product as uncharacterized. The record is from RefSeq and is a predicted model, not a curated record. Lineage: Eukaryota; Fungi; Ascomycota; Sordariomycetes; Sordariales; Sordariaceae. Bases 1 to 3435 code for a protein of 1144 amino acids. The transcript has a single exon.